This is a messenger RNA of Fusarium tjaetaba, 1875 nucleotides long. RefSeq names its product carnosine synthase 1. Gene Ontology annotation, molecular function: metal ion binding; ATP binding. The transcript is spliced from 3 exons. Lineage: Eukaryota; Fungi; Ascomycota; Sordariomycetes; Hypocreales; Nectriaceae. The record is from RefSeq and is a predicted model, not a curated record. Bases 1 to 1875 code for a protein of 624 amino acids.
AUGGGAAGCCAGUUAACCCCUAAGAUGGAUGGAUCGUUUUUCUCCGAGACCUUUUCGGUAAAGGCUCUCGGCAGUGACUCCACCGUGAAAGCCGAGUGCCGUUGGAGAUUCUCGCCCCCUCUCUUGCCUAAGAAAGUCAACGGAAAUGCACAUCCGUACUACAAAUCUAUCGAUCUCAUCCUGAAUAUCACAUCCUCGGAGAAGACCGAGACGGAUGGCCACGCAGCCAAUGGAACGGAGGGUAUUGCUGACUGUACUAAUACGCCAUUGGGGACUAUCAUCAACAAAUGUGUGACAUCAAAGCUGCCGUACGCCGGGGGUAGCAGACCAAAUCGCGCCAUAGAGGCUCUGAUCAAGGUCUUGUUGGUCCCACGCAAUGGCUAUCUCUCUCGACCCGAUAUUCUGCAGUUGAGAAUGGUACAUUCUGACUGUGUCGAAUCCGUCAUUCCCCUCCAGGGAGAGGACAAGCCUUACCGCGCGGUACUUCAAACAGAAAACGAUCUGCUUUCUCUUUUACGGUCCUCUCCCGGGGCUUUGAUCUGCACAGAAUCCAUCCAAUCGGCUCAUGGCCUCCAGGUCUUUGACCUUGUCGAUCGGGAAGUCGCCGAGAGGCUCUCUUUCGACUGGAUCCUCCCUGACAAAGCUCCAUCAUUGAUCGUGGCAGUUGUUGGCGGUCGCCCUCUGUUCGAUAGCACGACAGGGGGGUAUGGUUCCGAGGGACCCUUCGACGCGGCUAGAGCGCUUGGAAUAGCUGUCAUCGUCCUUGAUCGACCCGGCCAUUUCAUGGAGGGCCCAAAGUACAGUUAUCUGCGAGACGACUUUAUUGCUGUCGAUAUGAACAGUGAUGACAGUUUGUCUGAAAGACUCACCGCAGCUGUCAAGGGUCGCAAAAUAGAUGGCAUCAUCACCUUCUCAGAUGAGUAUGUCAUCGCAACUGCAAAAGCAGCCGAGAUGUUGGAUCUCGAGACUGAGCCCGUUGAGUCCAUAAUCACCGCUCACUACAAGGAUGCGACCCGCAAAGUUCUCAAUACUCCCAAUAUGCAGUCUUUUCGGUUGGAGAGUGCCAAAGACUUGGAUAAUGAAGAGAUUUCGAACAAGUUGGAAACCUUGAAGUACCCUCUGGUGAUAAAGCCAUGUCGUGGUGGCGCCUCUCGGGGUGUCAAAAAGGUUCAAAACCACCACAAACUCCGAGAAGCAAUCGACCAGCUCGAGAGCGAUGGUCUUACAAAAUACGGGAUCCUUCUCGAGACUUACAUAAGUGGGCCCGAGAUAGAUGCCAACAUUGCUCUUUGGGAUGGCGAGCUUAUGUUUGCAGAGAUCACGGAUGACUUUCCCUGCACUGCUGAUGCCAACGACGCCACUAUUGCGGACAACUUUGGAGAGACUGUCAUGGUGUCACCCACGCUAUUGCCCCAGAAGGAACAGGACCUGAUCAAGUCAUCUCUGCACCAAACCCUGCUAAAACUUGGUUUCCAAAAUGGGGUAUUCCACGUUGAAGCUAGAGUUCAGAACUCAAGCAUGCGAUACCAAGAAAUUGACGGCCUUGUUGAUUUGGCUAAUACAGACAACCCGUCACCUGGCGACCCUGAGGUGUAUCUCAUUGAGGUCAACGCACGCCCUCCUGGCUUGGACUGCGCCUUCUCAACCCUUCACGCUUACGGGGUAGAUCUUUGCGCCCUACAGCUGCUCCAAUGCCUACGGGAUGGCGAUCGCUUUAAAGCGAUGUGUAAGCCUUUCUUGUCUGAGACACAGUACUGGAGCGCGAACUGCCUGAUCCCAAUUCACCGCCAUAACGUACUGGUACCAGAAGGCUUCUGUAGCGAAGUCCUGGAGAGAAUGCCAGACGUUGCUCCGGAUGUUUUGGAUGAGGUGUGA